This is a messenger RNA of Heterobasidion irregulare TC 32-1, 1116 nucleotides long. RefSeq lists its product as uncharacterized. The coding region runs from base 1 to 1116 and encodes 371 amino acids. The transcript is spliced from 3 exons. NCBI's taxonomy places the organism in Eukaryota, Fungi, Basidiomycota, Agaricomycetes, Russulales, Bondarzewiaceae. The record is from RefSeq and is a predicted model, not a curated record.
AUGUCAGUCAACACAUCUCCGACCCUCUCCACCUCCCCGUCUACGACACGUUCCCUGUCGCCCGCGCCCACGCUUUCUCCCCCAACGUUUUUUAUCCUGCCCGAUCUAGUCUCUCAUUGUCCAUUUUCACUCACGUACCAUCCCAACGGGGAUGCUAUCGCUUCCGAUUCACUUCAAUGGCUGCUUUCCUUCGUGCCUCAUUUCACACCACGAAAGGUCGCCGCGAUGCAUGGCCUCCAGGCCGGAGAGCUUACGGCGUAUUGUUACAACAACUGUUCACCCGAGCGACUUCGCGUCGUCAGUGACUUCAUGAAUUAUCUAUUCCAUCUCGACAACAUCUCGGACGGGAUGAUGGCCAAGGACACCAAGGGGCUUAGCGAUUGGGUCAUGAACGCUUUCGAAUGGCCCGACGAGUUCCACCCAUUGAAAGGCCAGUCGGAAGGUGUCGAGGAAAUCAGUGCGGCCAGGCUUGCCCGAGACUACUGGUCCCGCUGUGUCCGUGACGCGCGCCCGGAUGUUCAAGCGCGGUUCAAGUCUUCCAUGCAAAUGUUCUUUGAGGCUGUGCAGCGGCAGGCCGAGGACCGCGGUCAGAAUGUGGUCCCGGAUCUCGAAUCGUACAUCGACGUUCGCCGCGAUACGUCCGGGUGCAAGCCUGUAUUCGACCUCAUUGAGUACUCGCUCGACCUGGAGCUUCCCGAGAAAGUUGUCGAGCACUCUGUCAUCAAGGCGCUUAAUCAGGGCGCGAACGAUCUUGUCACGUGGUCCAACGACAUCUUCUCGUACAACGUCGAGCAGGCGCGCGGUGACACCCACAAUAUGAUCUGUAUCUUCAUGGCGCACGAGGAUUUGACCCUGCAAGAAGCCGUCGAUCGGGUCGGGGCGCUUUGCAAGCAGACGAUUGACGCGUUUGUCGAGAACCAGGCGCGCGUGCCAUCGUGGGGUCCCGACAUCGACCGCGACGUGCAGCUCUACGUGAACGGGCUCCAGGAGUGGAUAGUCGGAUCUCUGCAUUGGAGUUUCAUGACGCGCCGGUACUUUGGAGAUGACGGCACGACGGUGAAGAAGACGCGGUUUGUCAGCCUGUUGCCUAGGGAGGACCUCGGGAAGCAGGCUUAA